Budorcas taxicolor (takin) is the source of this 3315-nucleotide messenger RNA. RefSeq names its product contactin 5 (gene CNTN5). Lineage: Eukaryota; Metazoa; Chordata; Mammalia; Artiodactyla; Bovidae. The record is from RefSeq and is a predicted model, not a curated record. The coding region runs from base 1 to 3315 and encodes 1104 amino acids. Gene Ontology annotation, biological process: brain development; cell-cell adhesion. The transcript is spliced from 22 exons. Gene Ontology annotation, molecular function: cell-cell adhesion mediator activity.
AUGUCUUCAGAAGAAAAGUUUUUAUUAAAGUCUUCUAAGAAUUCACUUUAUUAUUAUCAUUCUUUUACAGAAUAUUCUGGAGCUCUUCUUGGCCUCCCUACUUCAUAUGCUGCUUUGCAAAGAAUUAAGAAGAGUUCCUCUUCAUCCCUGUAUGGUUCAAGGACUAGACCACGAUACAGCAGCCCUUCAUUAGGAACGCUGAGUGUUUCUUCACCGAGCUGGCGAGGGGCAGCUCAACAUUAUUAUUCCCCCAUCAAUCUUUAUCAUCCCUCAGAUGCCUUCAAACAAGAUGAAAGUGUGGAUUAUGGACCAGUGUUUGUGCAAGAACCAGAUGAUGUAAUUUUCCCGACUGAUUCUGAUGAAAAGAAAGUAGCACUGAAUUGUGAAGCUCGUGGCAACCCAGUUCCCAAUUACAGAUGGCUUCGAAAUGGAACGGAAAUAGAUUUGGAAAGUGAUUAUCGCUACAGUUUAAUAGACGGGGCCUUUAUUAUAAGCAAUCCAAGUGAAGCAAAGGAUUCUGGUCAUUAUCAGUGUUUGGCAGCCAACACAUUUGGAACUAUUCUUAGUAGAGAAGUCAUACUUCAGUUUGCCUAUCUGGGGAACUUUAGUGGCCGGACGAGAAGCGCGGUGUCCGUCCGGGAAGGCCAAGGGGUCGUCCUCCUGUGCUCACCUCCGCCUCACUCGCCAGAAAUCAUCUAUAGCUGGGUAUUUAAUGAAUUCCCUUCCUUUGUGGCCGAAGACAGCCGGCGGUUCAUUUCCCAGGAGACAGGCAACCUUUAUAUUUCUAAAGUCCAAACAUCCGAUGUUGGCAGCUAUAUUUGUCUGGUGAAAAACACAGUGACGAAUGCUCGAGUACUUAGUCCUCCAACACCACUGACUCUGCGUAAUGAUGGUGUGAUGGGAGAAUAUGAGCCGAAAAUUGAGGUCCAUUUCCCUUUCACAGUUACAGCUGCUAAGGGAACAACUGUUAAGAUGGAGUGCUUUGCACUUGGCAACCCAGUUCCAACAAUCACAUGGAUGAAGGUUAAUGGUUAUAUUCCUAGUAAGUCACGUCUGCGUAAAUCUCAGGCAGUACUGGAAAUACCCAACGUGCAGCUGGACGAUGCAGGCAUAUAUGAGUGCAGAGCUGAAAACUCACGUGGAAAAAAUACCUUUCGUGGACAGUUGCAAGUAUACACAUAUCCACACUGGGUAGAAAAACUGAAUGAUACUCAGUUAGACAGUGGGAGCCAUCUGCGAUGGGAAUGUAAGGCUACUGGAAAACCCAGACCCACCUACCGCUGGCUGAAGAAUGGAGUACCCCUCUUGCUUCAGAGUAGGGUUGAGAUGGUUAAUGGAGUAUUGAUGAUCCACAACGUGAAUCAAUCAGAUGCUGGAAUGUAUCAGUGUUUGGCCGAAAAUAAAUAUGGAACCAUUUAUGCAAGUGCUGAGCUGAAGAUUUUAGCUUCAGCUCCCACUUUUGCACUGAAUCAACUGAGGAAAACAAUAAUUAUUCCCAAAGACCAAGAAGUCAUCAUAGAGUGCAAACCUCAAGGAUCUCCAAAACCAACUAUCUCUUGGAAGAAGGGAGACAAAGCAGUUAGAGAGAAUAAAAGAAUAGCUAUUCUUCCAGACGGGAGUCUCCGGAUCCUAAAUGCUUCUAAAUCAGAUGAGGGAAAGUACGUUUGCCGAGGGGAAAAUGUCUUUGGCUCUGCUGAAAUCACAGCUACAGUAUCUGUAAAAGAACCUACAAGAAUAGAGCUUACUCCUAAAAAAACAGAGUUAACAGUGGGAGAAAGCAUUGUCCUUAAUUGCAAAGCAAUUCACGAUCCUAGUUUGGAUGUCACUUUCUACUGGACACUAAAAGGAAAGCCUAUCGAUUUUGAAAAGGAAGGUGGACAUUUUGAAAGCAUCAGGGCCCAAGCAUCCUCUGCAGAUUUAAUGAUCAGGAACAUCCUUCUGAUGCAUGCUGGGAGAUAUGGCUGCAGGGUACAGACCACAGCAGACAGUGUGUCAGAUGAGGCAGAACUUCUUGUUAGGGGUCCCCCAGGCCCACCAGGGAUAGUGAUUGUGGAGGAAAUCACCGAAAGCACAGCCACACUCUCCUGGAGUCCAGCCGCUGACAACCACAGCCCUAUCUCUUCCUACAACCUUCAGGCUCGUAGCCCCUUCUCCCUGGGCUGGCAAACGGUAAAAACAGUUCCAGAAAUUAUAACAGGGGACAUGGAAUCAGCCAUGGCAGUGGACCUGAACCCCUGGGUAGAAUAUGAAUUCAGAGUGGUGGCCACCAAUCCAAUUGGGACUGGAGACCCAAGCACUCCAUCUCGAAUGAUCCGCACAAAUGAAGCAGUUCCAAAGACAGCACCUACCAAUGUAAGUGGAAGAAGUGGAAGAAGGCACGAGUUGGUCAUCGCCUGGGAGCCAGUAUCUGAAGAGUUUCAGAAUGGGGAAGGCUUUGGCUAUAUUGUGGCUUUCAGGCCCAACGGAACACGUGGCUGGAAGGAAAAAAUGGUGACAUCCUCUGAAGCUUCAAAAUUCAUUUAUCGAGAUGAAAGUGUCCCUCCUCUUACCCCCUUUGAAGUGAAGGUUGGCGUUUAUAACAAUAAAGGGGAUGGACCUUUCAGUCAAAUUGUUGUCAUAUGUUCAGCUGAAGGAGAACCCACUGCUGCUCCCACAGAUGUCAAGGCUACAAGUGUAUCUGUGUCAGAGAUUCUUGUUGCAUGGAAACAUAUUAAAGAGAGUCUAGGAAGACCACAGGGAUUUGAGAUUGGUUAUCGGAAAGACAUGGAACAAGAAGAUGCAGCAGAAACCGUCAAAACGAGGGGGAACGAGUCAUCCAUCAUCCUGACAGGGUUAGAAGGAAAUACGUUAUAUCACUUCACAGUGAGGGCUUAUAAUGGAGCUGGAUAUGGGCCACCCAGCAGUGAAGUGAGUGCAGCCACCAAGAAAUCCCCCCCCAGUCAAGCACCUAACAACCUCAGGUGGGAGCAACAGGGCUCUCAGCUUUCUCUGGGCUGGGACCCCGUAAGACCAUUAGCCAACGAGUCUGAAGUCAUGGGCUACAAGGUUUUUUAUAGGCAAGAGGGUCACAGCAACAGUCAAGUUAUUGAAACGCAGAAACCUCAAGCAAUAGUCCCACUCCCCGAUGCUGGAGUCUAUAUCAUUGAAGUGCGAGCAUAUGGUGAAGGAGGGGAUGGAACCGCUAGCUCCCAAAUCAGGGUCCCAUCAUAUUCAGGUGGGAAAAUCACUAGUGCUCAGUCAGCCCUCCGAACUCUCUCCAUGUCUUCAUCAGUAAUGUUGCUUUUGGCAUUGAUGAUUCCUUCAACCCCUUGGUGA